GCAAUGGGAGGGCGACUGAAGGCGAACUGGCAGCACCCACGCCCGGGGUACUCCGGGAGACCGCAGAGGUCCGCCGAGAAGGCACCCACUUCCGCGAGCGCUCCGGGCCCCGCCCCUUUCGUCGCGGCCGACCAAUUGCCGCCCGAAGGCCGAGCCGCUUCCGUCCACGGCAGGGGAGGGCCGGAAAUGAACGGCAGCUUUUCCCUCCAGCCACCGCCUCGUCCAAGAUGGCGGACCUCCACCGCCAGCUGCAGGAGUACCUGGCGCAGGGGAAAGCGGGCGGCCAGGCGGCCGCGGAGCCGCUGCUCGCCGCGGGGAAGGCGGAGGAGCCCGGAGACGUCCCGACGGGGACGUGGCUGGGCCGCGCGGGCCUACGCUGGACGUGGUCGCGGAGCUCGGCGGAGUCGGCGGCUGCGGGCCCGGCGUGCCUGCCCAGCGUGACGCGCGGGCAGCGGCUGGCGGCGGGCGGCGGGUGCCUGCUGCUGGCGGCACUCUGCUUCGGCCUGGCCGCGCUCUACGCCCCAGUGCUGCUGCUGCGCGCGCGCAAGUUCGCGCUGCUCUGGUCGCUGGGCUCGGCGCUGGCGCUGGCGGGAGGCGCGCUGCUGCGGGGCGGCGCGGCGUGCGGGCGCCUGCUGCGCUGCGAAGAGGCGCCGUCGCGGCCCGCGCUGCUCUACGGGGCCGCGCUGGGCGCCACGCUGUUUGCCGCCUUGAGCCUGCGGAGCACGGUGCUCACGGUGCUGGGCGCAGGCGCGCAGCUGGCCGCGCUGCUGGCUGCGCUGGUCGGGCUGCUGCCCUGGGGCGGCGGCACUGCGUUGCGCCUCGCGCUGGGUCGCCUGGGCCGCGGCGCCGGCCUGUCCAAGGCUCUGCCCGUGUGAGGACCUCGCGCCCGCGCCAGCUGGGAAGGACGCGGAGGCAGCGCCAGCGGAGCCGGGACCCCGCUGCGAAGGCCCUUCCGCGACCGCCUGCGAGUCUAAGCUGGGAGCGGCUGCUGGCACCGGAGGCGAAUGUCAGCGUCUUGUGCUGGACUCGGAACGCGCUCUGGAAAUUUUGUCAUUCAACUGGUGACAGGAUGUGAGACGGUUAUUAAGUUGCUCUCGAAGUAACUGUGGUCUUAGGUUCGGCUGAGUAAAGAAAAAUGGCUUUUCUUCGAAUUAGCUGUUCUUUUCUCAGCCUGUUUUGUUAUUUGAAAAUCCAGUGGUAGAUGUAGGUUGUGACGGUACUUUUUUGUUUUGACUAUACCAAGACUUGGAAGUUACUCUCUCAUGUUUCAGUGUCAGCGAAUCCAGAAGAGGAUCAGAUUAAACACCGAAUUCAGCCACUGGACUUUUAAAAGUACUUAUUUAAGAUGGUUGAUCUUGGGCUUUUUGUUCAGUUAACGAAAUCAUAAAUAUAGUGCCUUAUAACAUGAAGGGAAAAUUAGUUAUCUGUUUGACGACGAAAGCGAUGGACCAAAGAAAUGUCCUGCCCCAAGAAGCCUGGGAUCCAGAAAGGGGCACGGACAGGCUUAGCGGUCUCGGCAGAACUGCUGCAAAUAGGAAGGUAAUUCUACGUCCGGAAUUCCUGUAUCGGGUGGAAACCGUGGAUUUCUACAAGCUCGAAUUACUCCUCACUUUAUGGUCUGCUUUGUACACUAGUUUAUAAUUUGCAGGCUGAUCUUAAGAUGCUUUUCAUAUCUAAUUGCUCUUUCCUUCAUUUUAGGUUCAGCACUUAAACUUUUACCUACCUUAAUUUAUUGCCAGUAAGUCUGAGCCUAACACUCUAGGAAGUAAAAUAUAUUUGGAAUAUAAACAUUCUGUGCCAGUGGUUCUCACGCUUGACUGCUCAUCAGUUACUUGAAGAGCCACACCUCAGGUCAAUGCAGUCAGAAUGUGGGAACUAGGUCCCAGGCAGCAGAACCCCUUUUUUUUUUUCUUCUUUUUGGUGCCGUGGCUCGGAUGUAUCAGAAUCUUUUUAAAGCUCCACAGGUGAUUCUGUGUUCCCCGAGGUUGAGGACCACUACUUUUUCUGUGCACUGGCUUGCACGGUUUGAAAAUAAUGCUUUUACUGAGCUGGAUCCCAGUGUUGCCUUCACAGGGUGUCUGUCAUGCAGCAGUACAGUGCCGCUGCUCCCUCCAACCCCAAAAUGUGUGUUCCUAAGUCAGGUCCCUAAGCCCUGUCCCAAAAAGUGACUCAAGUGGCCAGCAUCCACACUGAGGCUUGCAGAUUACCCACCCUGAGUAAAGAACACUGUCUUGUUCCCCGUCAGUAAACAAGGUUACCUACCUCAAAAGGCUGCUCUGAGAGCAAACGCAGUAUUUUCAGAAUGAUUCAUUUUUUUCAGUUGUAAAGACUUACGCCAUUGGCUGCUCUUUCUAGUCCCCUAAAUUUCUGUUCUAGUUUUAAAUUUCUCUAGAAUUUGCAAUCGUUGGGGGUUUUAUAAUUUUUACAAUGUUUAUUUUGUAAACACUUAAAAAUUUGACAUU
Saimiri boliviensis boliviensis (Bolivian squirrel monkey) is the source of this 2462-nucleotide messenger RNA. NCBI's taxonomy places the organism in Eukaryota, Metazoa, Chordata, Mammalia, Primates, Cebidae. The record is from RefSeq and is a predicted model, not a curated record.